This is a messenger RNA of Leptonychotes weddellii (Weddell seal), 1721 nucleotides long. The record is from RefSeq and is a predicted model, not a curated record. Lineage: Eukaryota; Metazoa; Chordata; Mammalia; Carnivora; Phocidae.
ACGACUCGGCCGGUAGUGGCGAUGUCUGGUCGGUCCAAGCGUGAAUCUCGUGGUUCUACCCGCGGGAAGCGCGAGUCCGAGUCGCGGGGCAGCUCGGGUCGCGUCAAGCGGGAGCGAGAUCGGGAGCGGGAAGCCGAGGCGCCGAGCUCCCGAGGCAGCCCCGUGCGUGUGAAGCGGGAGGUCGAGCCGGUGAGCGCGCGGGAGGCCCCGACGCUCGCGGUCCCGGCUGUGCGGGUGAAGCGGGAGCGCGAGGCCGACGAGGACUCUGAGCCUGAGCGGGAGGUGCGAGCAAAGAAUGGCCGCGUGGAUUCCGAGGACCGGAGGAGCCGCCAUUGCCCAUACCUGGAUACCAUUAACAGGAGUGUGCUGGACUUUGACUUUGAGAAACUGUGUUCCAUCUCCCUCUCACAUAUCAAUGCAUAUGCCUGUCUCGUGUGUGGCAAGUACUUCCAGGGCCGGGGUUUGAAGUCUCAUGCCUACAUUCACAGCGUCCAGUUUAGCCACCAUGUCUUCCUCAACCUCCACACCCUCAAGUUCUACUGCCUUCCAGACAACUAUGAGAUCAUCGAUUCCUCGCUGGAGGACAUCACAUAUGUGUUGAAGCCCACUUUCACAAAGCAGCAGAUUGCAAACUUGGACAAGCAAGCCAAAUUGUCCCGGGCAUAUGAUGGUACCACUUACCUGCCAGGCAUCGUGGGCCUGAAUAACAUAAAGGCCAACGACUAUGCCAAUGCUGUCCUUCAGGUAGGAUCAGGAUGGAAACUGGGGGAGGAGGUAACCUGGGAACACUAUGAAGGUGAGUCAAGAAAUGACUCCGUUCUGGUAUACCCCAAAGAAUAUAAGACCUACAAGGAGAACUUUCUAAAACGCUUCCAGCUCACCAAGCUCCCUCCAUAUCUCAUCUUUUGUAUUAAGAGAUUCACUAAAAACAAUUUCUUUGUGGAGAAGAAUCCAACUAUUGUCAACUUCCCUAUUACAAAUGUGGAUCUGAGAGAGUACUUGUCUGAGGAAGUACAAGCAGUGCAUAAGAAUACCACCUACGACCUCAUUGCCAACAUUGUCCAUGACGGCAAGCCCUCGGAGGGCUCCUACCGGAUCCAUGUGCUCCAUCAUGGGACGGGCAAAUGGUAUGAAUUGCAAGACCUGCAGGUGACUGACAUCCUUCCCCAGAUGAUCACGCUCUCGGAGGCUUACAUUCAGAUUUGGAAGAGGCGAGAUAAUGAUGAAACCAACCAGCAGGGGGCUUGAAGGAGGAGUUUAGGGUUUUGCUCCCCAGGGCUUUGGCUGAAGAUGUAAUAAUAGCAAAGCUGUAGCUGACCAUAGGCUGACUGGCACAUUCCCUGAGCCAACCCGUUUUGUGGGUUCGGGUUCACACCAGGGCAUCAGAGGGGCCCACCCGCCUGGGAUGGGUCUGCACCGUCACCCAACUGUCCUGAGAUCAGUUGAUUAUAGAUUGAUGCUCCUUUCUCCUUCCUGUCUAGCUCCCCUCUAGUUUCAGCAGGCCAGAACUUUUUAGCAGAUGUGUGUAAUAUCUUUCUGGGCAUCUGGGAGUAUCUGAAGGGCAAGAUGAUGUCUUUUACACAUCAGAGCCUCAGGAUUUUAGGAAUAAGAGCAUGAAGCCAGUAAUAUCCUUCUUCCAUCAUAGGUGUUUUUCCUGUGGUUCACUUCAUUUCCUGAUGUGUAUUUUGGAAUGGAUUAAAUGUUUUCCUGUUUUUAAACCA